AUGAAGCACCCGGUAAACAUAAGUGGACAUACGCUCGCGACAUCGUGUCUUCUUUGUCUGUACUGUAGAUACAGCAUGAAGAUUGAUGGUGUGCUCAUGUGCUGUCUCAGUUGUUUCAGCUGCUGCAGAUCUUUAUGUGGAUGA
This is a messenger RNA of Chondrus crispus (carragheen), 144 nucleotides long. RefSeq lists its product as hypothetical. The transcript has a single exon. Bases 1 to 144 code for a protein of 47 amino acids. NCBI's taxonomy places the organism in Eukaryota, Rhodophyta, Florideophyceae, Gigartinales, Gigartinaceae. The record is from RefSeq and is a predicted model, not a curated record.